AAUUAAACCUAUUUCUUAUCAUUGUCACAGUAACUUUCUCUUAAGGGUAUCAAGGUACGUUCCUUACAUCUAAUUAUCUUGCCUUUCUGGCUUUUAAUUAUUCAGAUGUAAUGAAAUUCGAAGAAAUAUGCAAUCCGGCUUCCAACUCGGCAUACGUGAUCGGCCUCACCUAAGCCAUUUCACGUCGCGUUUUGUGUUGCUUUUCUCGUCUUUCCACUUUUUUUUGAGGAGGUGUGAUUAGCAGGAAGGAGUGCCGGGCAUGGUCAGUCGUGUGGACCAGAUUUACCGAAGCAUCCUCCUCAGCAAGUUCUUUGUACGUGGCUGGGGGAAACCAGAAAACUUGCGGAGAAUCUUUGCUUUCCGGAAAAUCAUCUCAAAUCGCGAAAAAUGUCAGCAUCUUGUAGAUAAAAAUCAUCCAGUAACAGUAACAAAGGAAACUGACAAUGGGGACCAUAUCCUUUUGGAGGCAGAGUUUGUGUCCCCAUUUGUGGAGCAACUGCCCGGCCUCCUUCCCAAGGAGUCGGAGAAAGCUACCUUUCAGUUUGUCUACCCCAAAACAUGGCGCACCCACUUGAGGCCCACAUGCCUACACCUCGCAGGCACUGGGGAUCAUGGGUAUUGGCGAAGGAGAAUGCUAAUGGCAAAACCGUUGCUUGAAGAGUCAGGCAUCGCAUCAAUCAUGCUGGAAAACCCUUUUUAUGGCAUCAGGAAACCCAAAGAUCAGCUCCGCUCAAGUCUUCACAAUGUGUCCGACCUGUUUGUGAUGGGUGGCUGUUUAGUCCUAGAGUCGCUAGCUAUUUUCCACUGGUGUGAACGCAUGGGUUUUGGGCCCCUGGGCAUCACAGGCAUAUCUAUGGGUGGACAUAUGGCAUCUUUGGCAGCUACCAAUUGGCACAAACCUCUUCCGUUGAUUCCUUGCUUAUCCUGGAGCACGGCAUCAGGAGUGUUCACCCAGAUGGCAUCUGCGGCUGCCACCGCCUGGCACAAACCCCUGGCUGUUGUGCCUUGUCUCUCGUGGACGACUGCCUCUCAGUGCUUCACGCAGGGAGUGAUGAGUGGUGCCAUCAACUGGGAGAUGCUGAAGAACCAAUAUUUUUCAAAUGAGGUUUUCAGAGAGGAGCUUUUCAACAUGAUACAGUCUCCAGAAGGGCAUUUUCCAGUAUACCACAAGGUUGGCCAGGAGUUUGCCCGAGACUUUCCCCAGAGCCUUUCACAUGUGGAGAAGAUCAUGCAAGAAAAUAGUGGAAGCCAGAGUAAUCCUGCCUCAAGCACUCCCCACAAUUCCUCAAAGAAUGACAGACUAGCACAGCACAAAGCAGAAAGAAUGGACAUGGCUUUCAGAAACGCAGAAGAGAUACGUGAGCCGGACAGAAUGUACAGUAGUAUAGCGUCUGCUGGGGGGGGCUCACAAGGGCUGAGUCUGUCCCUUCCAAAGUUCAAUAUUUUGCAGAAUUUCAGCUUUUCCAAGAAGAAGGUAAGCAAGAGCCAAAGUGUAGACUCGAAGAAGACCUCCAAGAACAUUCUCCUGAAGUACAAAAGCUCCAAGUCCAAGAUCUCAAAACCCGACUUCACUCCUGUGGGAAUCCGGCCCAAGAGUGCAGCACACAUGAAGACGGUGACGUUUGAGCCUUACAUGGAGGUAAAGGACACUCUGACAUGGGAGGCAGUUCAGUUCAUGCGGGGAGUCAUGGACGAGUGCACACACCUGGGGAACUUCACUGUACCAGUUGAUCCCUCACUCAUCAUCAUUGUGGCUGCCGAGAAUGAUGGGUACAUGCCGCGCGAUGGCAUCAUCCCACUGACAGAAAUCUGGCCAGGCAGCGAGAUGAGGAUCCUAGAGAGUGGCCACAUCACAGGGUAUCUCUUCAACCACCAGGUGUUCAGAAAAGCAAUUAAGGACUCUUUUGAUCGAGUUAUCGAGAAAUACUACAGUUGAUGCACAUCAUAUGUAGAUACCAAGAAGAUGUUCAUUUCCAUCAAAACAGAAAAGAAAAACAGAGUGAGAAUUUUUGCCCACAAAUUCAUGGAUUUUCAAUGUAUUUGAAGUAUUUUGGAAUGUGAGAGAUUUGCUUAGAAUUAUGUCCUUAUUUAGAUUUACUUUAUUAUGAAGUCAGUGAUGUGAAGCUCUCACAAUAAUGAAAUGCAUACUCACUCCUCUCUCUUUUACUCUUUCUCUUUUUCUUCCCUCUGCUCUGCUUCAUUUUUUUUUCUCUCUCUCUCUCUUUCCUCCUCUCUCUUUCUUUGCACCUUACCCUUUCAUUUUCUAUAUAUUUACUCUAAAAGCAUAGAAUACUAAAUUGUCAAGAGUAUACCAACCUUUAACUUGUUAGAAGUACCCUUUGCAGUUUUAUUUUGAUGAACUUAUGAUUUUAGUUAUCAAGAUAAAGGACCCAAAAUACACGGAGAGUAUGAGGUAUCAUAGUUAAGUUUUAUAUGUUAUUUUCUAUAUUUUUCUCCCCCUUAUUACAGCUCUUGUUUUGAAAGGGUAUGUUGGGCAUAUAUAGUGAUAAUAGUAGUGAUAUUACAGGUAUAUAUUUCAUUAUAUCUGAGUCAAAAUGGACUAUAUUAGUCUAGGAUUUGGUUGAUAGUUGCAGGGAAGUGUAACACUAGACCAGGGCAGAAGCAACACAUUGAAGCUGAGAAUUUUUUAUUUGACUUGUGUUUUAGACCUAGAUAUAGUUUAUGAUUCAUCCAUAAUAACUUGUGAAAUUUAAAGGGAAGUUUAGGUUUAGGAAUUAUGUUUUGAGAUAAAUGAAUACUUUACGGUGAUGUUAAGAUAAAAUCAGUACCACAGCAGUGCAAAGGAAAAUGAAAAACAUCUCCAGAUUUUAUGGCAUCUUCCCAGAAGAAAAAAGGAAUUUAUAUAAAGUAUAAACAUUUUCUUGACAGUGAAAAUAAUCUCUGCAACUGUUUUAUUGAAGUUAUUCAUGGCAGUUUCCGUUUUUUCCUGUCAUCUUUUUUUUCAUCUGAAUUUAUAGGUGCUGCAGAGCAUUGUUUUAUCAGGUGUAGUUGGUGGCAUGUAAUACACUGAAAUCAUUAUUUUGGGUGAGUGUUUAAGUUAAUGCCAGUAGGAAACAAAACAAAAAUUAUGCAUUUGAUAGAUGAGACAAUUUUAAGAGCUUUUACAUAUGCAUUAUUUCCAUCACAUAACUACUGUUUGUAAGAGCAUUCCUUAUGUGACUGUCAUCUGAUGAAGCUCAUUCUUGCACUUAUAUUGUGUGAAAGCUUACUGUUUAGAAAGCAAAGUUAUGUUUUGUGCCAUAUAAAGCCGAGGAUAGGAAAUCUAGUAACAAUGAUGUAUCCGUGGCAUUCUGACUGAGUAACAGUAAUUUGCAACAGUAAGAUAUAGAUAAAGAAAUAUCUAUUAUAGCUUGAUCUGUUGAACAGUGUAAUUUACUUUUCAAAGAUCUACACUGGCAUUAAAGUAAAUGUUUGCCUUCAAUUAUGAUUAUUAUGUGAUAGAGAAGGUUUUUGUGAUAAUUCCUUUCAGUCAGCCAUUAGAUUAGAUUCUAUAGAACUCUAAUGCUUGACCUUGAAAGAUGAAUAUUUAGUUUGAUGCAGAAUUUAGGUUUAGGCAGAAAAUUGAACAACUACUGUUUGUUUUGUGUAUGUGCCUGUGUGUAUGUGUGGAUUUUAAAAUGGACACCGUAAUGCAAAGUCACUGAAAUUUUUAAAGGUACACAUGCUGUCUACUUGUCUUUUCAUUCAUAUUUGCUUUAGAAGCCCCAUGAAUAGGGGUCAAAUUUCUCCCAAGUAGUUUUUUCGUUCAAGGUAUUUUUCUAGUUUUGCUACUUUUAUACAAGCCUGUAAAUUCUUGUGUCAUUGUUACUUUGUUUAUUGCUUUGAUAUCAAAGUGUAUGAUCUGCAGAACAGAAGAAAAUUUUGUGUAGAAUAUGAUUUGAUUAUGGAAGAAAUAUUUUAGGAUUACAUAUAUUUUUGCUAGUUGCUUCAGUAGCAGAAAAGAGUUCUGAAAUACAAAUAAUUUUUGUCACGAAUUCAAGCUGGAGAUAUGAUGACAUAUCCCAGUCUUGGCUUCAGAGAACCUUCUCUAUUAACCCUUCCUGACGGGUCACGUCUAUAGACGGUAAAACAAACCGCUCGAAAUGUGGUGUGCGGCUGUACGCCGCCAUGGCGCGCCAAAGCGCACCUGAGGCGGUGAUUUGGCUUGAUGUACCAAACUCCUGGGCUCAAAGUCGGCGCAUUGCUGUGGUUCACCAGUUUGUUUUUUUAGUUUUCUACACCCAUCACCAAGGCUUAGAUUGGCAAUGUAAUUAAUAUUCAACAGUGCCAAUUCACUUUUUGCUUGAAUAAUUAGCUAUCACUAGUUUAGGGUAUGAAGAUGUCAGAUUGUGAAAUCAUUCAUCAUGUACUAAGGAUGUUUCACUUUAUAAAUAGUAUUUCUCUGUAGUUAUCAACAGAAUAGAUCAAGUAUCUGAAAUAUCCAUUAUUCAAAAACAUUUUGAAAUGCAAUUAGAUUUACACUUAACAAGACAUCUUUGUUAGAAGCAUUGAUGGAUGAUCAGCUGUUUAUAUUGUCAAAAAUUAUGUAAAAUAAGUCCCCAGUCCAUUGCUACAAUGUAUGAUUUAUUUAUGCAAUUCAGUUUAUUGUAAUGGCUUAUGUUAAUAGAUCAUGUAAAAAACUUCAUAUUUGAUUUUUUUUUUCUUUCUUUUUUCUUUUAAUGAAUACAAUACAAAUACAAUACAAAAGUACAGAAAAUCAAGCAGGUUGUUCCUACAACUAUCAGGGAACUAUGUGUCCAUUUCUUUGGAAUAAAAUGCUGCAUUAGUGGCAGCUGUAAUUUUGUUAGCAUGUGGAGGAUGAGCUCAUUAAAUUCUGUUAUCAUGUUUGGUGGCGACGGGAUAUAUCAACCAUUGAGGGGGGGGGGGGGGGGGGGGGGGUUGUGUAAUAGGAGGACAUGAGAUCAUAAUCUGGAAUCCGGCAAGGACAAACACCCUUGAAUGCAUUACCACUGUAAUAUAAGUUCAUCAAUUAUCUUUACACAUAGAUGGCUCUAUAAGUGUUUAGUCACCAAGGAGUCGGUUAUUAGUCCUACCUAUUACACCUGUUUAUCCUUUUCCUUGAUUUUUUGAAAGCUUCAUUUAUUUUACUUUCUUUAAUGUUAUUAAUAUUUUAAUAACAAUUUAAUCAUCGUAAUAUCUCUUUAGAAUAAUAGCCGUAUUAAUAUUAAUAUUAUUAGAAAGAAAAACACAUUUACCUACAAAUUCAAGGAAUGGGGAAAUCAGGUGCAGUUAGGGCUUACUAAUAGACUCCAUAGUGGCUGAACACGUGGAGCCAACUGUAUGUAACAAAAAUCACAAAAAAAAAAAAAAAAAAAAUACAUGGGACAGAACAUAAAUCUGUUGCCAUUAGGUUAAUGCUGUAUGUUGGAGUUGCAGAUUAACAUAGUUUCAGUAAAAAGGGACACAUUCGUGCUCGUGAAAAACUGCAUUUAAAAUAAUGCCUUCUGUAAUGGUGCAUUUUAUCCCCCCCCCUCCCUUUCUGCCACAUAAUUGUUAUCAUUAAAGUUGAUGACAGUAAUACACAUGCAGGUGUUUCAACACCUUUUGAGGUACUGAUGCAUAUGAAACUGCAAUGUUGUCAUUACCUAUUGUAAGUGUGGUUUCAGCUAUAGUUGGAACAGUAUACUCAAGUAAGUUGAAAUUCAAGAUUUUGUGUGUGUGUGUGUGUGUGUGGGGGGGGGGGUGAUGAUGAUGAUGAUAGGGGAUUCUCUGAAAUAAAAGUAUGUAAUUGUUUUGAUUUAGAUAUUAGAAUGGUUCAGUUGUAUGUGUUAAAGCAAAUUCAGAGGGCAAAUUUUAGAAAUAUAUAGUGUGUUUUAUUAUUAAUCAUAACUUUAUAAUAUUAUUAGUGAUAUUCUUUCUUUAAUUAUUUACAGAAAAAAAACAGAUCACAGUACACUUUCAUUAUUUUUAGAGUGAAAACAGAGCUCAGUAUUUUCAGCUUAUUGAACCCUUAUUGCUCUUGAUUAUUUUUAGUGUGAUAAGAAUAGUGUUACAUGCAUGUAGAAUUAUCAAUGGAAUGUUGACUGCCAUAUACAAGAUUUUUUUUUUUUUUUUUUUUUUUUUUUAUAAUAAUAAAUAUAUAUAUGUAUGUGUGUAUGUUAUAUGCAUAUAUGUAAAUUAUAUAUUUAUAUAUAUAUAUAUAUAUAUGUAUAUAUAUUACAUAUAUAUAUAUAUGUAUAUGUAUAUACACAGUUUAUAUUUAUAAACAUAAUUAAAAAACAAAUCAGCUAUGUAUGUAUGUAUGAGAAUAUCAGGGUCCUAUUCAGGUUUUACCAAUCCAUUCAUAAUGAGAAGCAAUCUGUGCAAAGAGUAAGAUCUCUCUUGGUAAUCCUGCUGCUUUUCAGUGCAUAGCUGAUAUACACGAAACCCAUUUUUUAUUGUUGGAUUAUAGAAGUGAUACAGUUUUCUUUCAGGCAUAGAUGAAGUAUUGCUAUAGAGUAAAUGAAUUGUUGUGUAGAGUAUUAUGUUAACAAGUUAUAUUCUGGCUGGUUUGAUGGUGACUAAUCUUGAUUGAAAACAUAUUUGAUUUUAUUGUUACAGAGUGUAAAUGUGGUUGUUUGUCUAGACAAUAGAACUAACUAACAGUGUGGUUCAUGGUGUUUUCUCUGUCCAGGUGUUGUACUUGCAAGGAGUCAAAAUGCAUUUGAAGAUUUUUCUGCAUUUUUGAUUGGACAAAGUGUGUAUUUGGAUAAUUGGCUUGUUCAGUAUUCAUUUUGUUGUUAAUGCAAGAUAAGGAUUUUGCCUUUCAGCAAGUGCUGUCUUUACUUUACUAACCCCUAUCUGUCUCUCCCUCUCUCCCUCUCUCCCUCUCUCCCUCUCUCCCUCUCUCCCUCUCCCACUCCCACCACAUUCACAUCCACAUCUAUAUCUACAUCUACAUUUAUAUCUCCACCUCUCACACUCUCCCUCACUCAAAUGUUUCCCUUCCCUCCCUCCCUUCCUCCUCCAAAGAGAUUUCCAUGUAGCAGUUAGAAGUGUUGUAAGAUUAUAAAUAAAAAUUUUGUAUAUUUA
Penaeus chinensis is the source of this 7032-nucleotide messenger RNA. RefSeq names its product protein ABHD18-like. The coding region runs from base 260 to 1936 and encodes 558 amino acids. The record is from RefSeq and is a predicted model, not a curated record. The transcript is spliced from 11 exons. Lineage: Eukaryota; Metazoa; Arthropoda; Malacostraca; Decapoda; Penaeidae.